Ilex paraguariensis (yerba mate) is the source of this 480-nucleotide messenger RNA. Lineage: Eukaryota; Viridiplantae; Streptophyta; Magnoliopsida; Aquifoliales; Aquifoliaceae. The record is from the annotation of a GenBank genome assembly.
AUGCAGUCCGAUGAAGGUGCCACGUCCAUGGAACUUGAGAAAGUUCUAUCUGAAUCAAAUCGUGUAUCUUUUGCUUCAAAACCAAACUUUGCACCUUUGNAGUCCGAUGAAGGUGCCACGUCCAUGGAACUUGAGAAAGUUCUAUCUGAAUCAAAUCGUGUAUCUUCUGCUUCAAAACCAAACUUUGCACCCUUGAAGGUUCAUGAGAUAUCUGAUAGUCAAGUUCAGUUCAGGAAAGUCUCUAUACCACUGCAUCGAUAUACGCCUCUCAAGAAAAGCGUGGAUGAAAAUUUACACUCCUAUAUACGAGCAGAUGAAAAUCGACAUUUCUAUGAAUCUCAAGGCUCGCAAGACACCAAAAUUCAUAUACUGGGUUCUUUUGCCAACGUCAAAAUUGCAAGAGAUUCUCUCUGUAGCCUUAUCAUGGGGUCCCCUGCUGGCAAGGUGCUUGCUGGAUUUUUGCCUGUAACUCCUUACUAA